AUGAGCUACUACGGAGGCUACUACGGAGGCCUGGGCUGUGGCUAUGGCUCUGGUUAUGGCUGUGGAUGUGGCAGCUACCGUGGCUAUGGCUAUGGAGGCUGUGGAGGCUGUGGUUGUGGAGGCUAUGGCUACGGUGGCUAUGGCUAUGGAGGCCUAGGCUGUGGAGGCUAUGGCUACGGAGGCCUGGGCUGUGGAAGCUAUGGCUAUGGCUGCUGCCGCCCAUCUUGCUGUGGAGGGUAUUCUUCCUAUGGUUUCUACUGAAAAACCACCUGUUCUUGCAGUGUCAUGGAAUUAUUAUCCAACCCAGCUUGCAUCAACUCUACAUCUUUGUAAGGACAUCUCAUUCCAUCUGCCUCUACUCCUGCGUGACAUAGGAGAGAUUCCAGAAGAGAAUCUUGGAAUUCUUAAGAAAUACCCAGGGCAGUGACAUGCCAGGGAAUGAGAAAAAGCCAAAUCUAGCCUUCUGGGAAAAGAUGCAGAAUCUCAUCUGGAAUGAGGGUGAUUCUCCAAAUGACAGCUUAUUUCCAUCAAGUUUGCUCAGCUCUGAUAUACCAUGGCUGAGAGGUCUG
This is a messenger RNA of Antechinus flavipes (yellow-footed antechinus), 569 nucleotides long. Its product is annotated as keratin-associated protein 16-3-like. The transcript has a single exon. Lineage: Eukaryota; Metazoa; Chordata; Mammalia; Dasyuromorphia; Dasyuridae. Bases 1 to 261 code for a protein of 86 amino acids. The record is from RefSeq and is a predicted model, not a curated record.